Molecule: messenger RNA, 7538 nt
Organism: Sorex araneus (European shrew)
Lineage: Eukaryota; Metazoa; Chordata; Mammalia; Eulipotyphla; Soricidae
Gene: PHF21A
Product: PHD finger protein 21A
Exons: 20
Coding region: 1208-3250 (680 amino acids)
Biological process (GO): negative regulation of transcription by RNA polymerase II
Cellular component (GO): histone deacetylase complex
Molecular function (GO): chromatin binding
Source: RefSeq, a predicted model, not a curated record
CACGCCGGUUGUGGGGUGCAGAUGUGCUGAGAGUGAUUUCUAAGUAGUUGAGUUGUUGAGAUGGUGAUGGUAAGGGCAGGUUUUGUUUUCAUUGGUGAAUCUGGUGUCAUCAUAUUCCGGUCAUAUGUUGAAAUAUUCUUUGUUUAGGUCUUGAAGUAGAGGAUCUUACUCUGCACGUCCACAUUUUGUGUGUGUGUGUGUGUGUGUGUGUGUUUUAAAGGAUGCCUCUGCAAGUAAUGGCUUUCUAGAAUUUCUAGCGUGAGUGAAGGUCCGGGGCGUGUGUGGGCCUCAGCACUGGCCUUGACAGUGAACUUUGAGGCUGUGUUUUUGGAUUUCAGAGAUUUGCCCCGGAGCCGGGGUGCGAGCUGUGCAUUUUUGGUAAGAGUAGGUGUCCGGAAUGUGGAUGCCUGAGCCUGUACAUUAGAGGGGGAAGAACAUUUAGAUAUUAGUAAUUGGUAGCUGAAUAUUAGAAUCAGAUUAAUUUAGGCUGAUGAAAGUUUGUGUCUGUGUUUUUAAGCUGUUGUGCACUCUAGGAAGAAAGCCUUUCAAAGACACACUAUUGGGAUUUUUCAGGAUGGGGAGCUGGAUGAUCUUCAUUUAGAAAGGGUACUGAUUGAUAGCUGUAGCUUCAUGGAGGGGCUGCUAAGGGGACUGAAAUUGGGGCUAAGACAUCUAAGUGUACUUUUCAGUAUUUAUGUUAUUUAUUUACAUUUGAUAUUCUCUAACUUGGGAACAGCAGUGAAAUAACUAGCUUUGAAGGGCCCAUCCCUUUUCCUAUUCAAUCACCUGGAAGGAGCUGCCUCAGAUACUCUUCUUCUGCUUACAUGAAGAGCUCUAAAUGCUAUCCAGCAGGAGGUGCUACAGCAAGAUAAAGCAAAUCUGAAUUUUGAGGGUCUUGCUACUUCUUACAUCUCUACUUAGCUUCAGCUAAGCAACAGGAUUAACACCCUAAAGUUCGAGAAAGAGUUUGAGGAGCAAUAGAGCUAAAGGAGGGCCAAUUUCCCCAAAAUUGGACUGCUCAGAACCUUUAAUAUGCUAAUGCGCAUUGUGAAUCUCCAAGAGGGGGAUAUGGAAUGCAGCAUUCUUGAAUACUUCUAAUGACAGGGAGCCCACUACCUCAUAAGCUGCAGUGAGAAGAGGAGUUUCUUAUUUUAAACAGAGGCUGAAGAAACUAUAGAAUUAGCAAAGAAAGUGGAGAAAGUAGAGGAUGGAGUUGCAGACUCUACAGGAGGCUCUUAAAGUGGAAAUUCAGGUUCACCAGAAACUGGUUGCUCAAAUGAAGCAGGAUCCACAGAAUGCUGAUUUAAAGAAACAGCUUCAUGAACUCCAAGCCAAAAUCACAGCUUUGAGUGAGAAACAGAAAAGAGUAGUUGAACAGCUACGGAAGAACCUGAUAGUAAAGCAAGAACAACCAGACAAGUUCCAAAUACAGCCAUUGCCACAAUCGGAAAACAAACUACAAACAGCACAGCAGCAACCACUACAGCAGCUACAGCAGCAACAGCAGUACCACCAUCACCACACGCCGUCAGCUGCACCCUCUCCCAACCUGACCGCUUCACAGAAGACUGUAACUACAGCUUCUAUGAUUACCACAAAGACACUACCUCUCGUCUUGAAAGCAGCAAGUGCGACCAUGCCUGCCUCUGUUGUGGGCCAGAGACCUACCAUUGCUAUGGUGACCGCCAUCAACAGUCAGAAGGCUGUGCUCAGCACUGACGUGCAGAACACACCAGUCAACCUGCAGACGUCUAGUAAGGUCACUGGGCCUGGGGCAGAGGCUGUCCAAAUUGUGGCAAAAAACACAGUCACUCUGCAGGUUCAGGCAACACCACCUCAACCCAUCAAAGUACCACAAUUUAUCCCCCCUCCCAGACUCACUCCACGUCCAAACUUCCUUCCACAGGUUCGACCCAAGCCUGUGGCCCAGAAUAACAUUCCUAUUGCCCCAGCGCCUCCUCCCAUGCUUGCCGCUCCUCAACUUAUCCAGAGGCCCGUCAUGCUGACCAAGUUUACCCCCACGACCCUCCCUACCUCCCAGAACUCCAUCCACCCCGUCCGUGUCGUCAAUGGGCAGACUGCGACCAUAGCCAAAACCUUCCCCAUGGCCCAGCUCACCAGCAUUGUGAUAGCUACUCCAGGGACCAGACUCGCUGGACCUCAGACUGUACAGCUUAGCAAGCCAAGCCUUGAAAAACAGACAAUUAAAUCCCACACAGAAACAGAUGAGAAGCAAACAGAGAGCCGCACCAUCACUCCGCCUGCUGCGCCCAAACCAAAACGGGAGGAGAACCCUCAGAAACUUGCCUUCAUGGUGUCUCUAGGGUUGGUAACACAUGACCAUCUGGAAGAAAUCCAAAGCAAGAGGCAAGAGCGAAAAAGAAGAACAACAGCAAAUCCUGUAUACAGUGGAGCAGUCUUUGAGCCAGAGCGCAAGAAGAGUGCGGUCACAUACCUAAACAGCACCAUGCACCCCGGGACCCGGAAGAGAGGUCGUCCUCCAAAAUACAAUGCGGUGCUGGGGUUUGGAGCCCUUACCCCAACCUCCCCCCCAUCCAGUCAUCCUGACUCCCCUGAAAAUGAAAAGACAGAGACCACAUUCACUUUCCCUGCACCUGUCCAGCCUGUGUCCCUGCCCAGCCCCACCUCCACAGACGGUGAUAUCCAUGAGGAUUUUUGCAGUGUUUGCAGAAAAAGUGGCCAGUUGCUCAUGUGUGACACGUGCUCCCGUGUGUAUCACCUGGACUGCUUAGACCCGCCUCUGAAAACAAUUCCCAAGGGCAUGUGGAUAUGUCCUAGAUGUCAGGACCAGAUGCUGAAGAAGGAAGAAGCAAUCCCCUGGCCUGGAACUUUAGCAAUCGUUCAUUCCUAUAUCGCCUACAAAGCAGCAAAAGAAGAAGAGAAGCAGAAGUUACUUAAAUGGAGUUCAGAUUUAAAACAAGAACGAGAACAACUAGAGCAGAAGGUGAAACAGCUCAGCAAUUCUAUAAGUAAAUGCAUGGAGAUGAAGAGCACCAUCCUGGCCCGGCAGAAGGAGAUGCACAGCUCGUUGGAAAAGGUCAAACAGCUGAUCCGCCUCAUCCACGGCAUCGACCUCUCCAAACCCGUAGACUCUGAGGCCACUGUGGGGGCCAUGUCCAAUGGCCCGGACUGCACCCCCCCUGCCAAUGCCGCCACCUCCACGCCGGCCCCCUCCCCCUCCUCCCAGAGCCGCACAGCGAACUGUACCCAGGGGGAGGAGACGAAAUAACAGCGCGGCGCCGGAUGCCUCGGGGUCCCGGUGGCCGGGAGAGCGGAACACUGAAGACUCUAGGAAAGCAAAGCUGGAUUUCUUCUGGAAAGUACAGAAUUCUUUUGGUUCUUUGGUUCCAGAGAGAGAGAAGAUGCUUGUGCCAGGUGGCACCAGAGUUUGCCAAUUGAUCCUUCUUAUUCUGUGUGUACAUGCAAAGAUUGGACCAUGUUACAUGAAAUAGUGCCAGCUGGAGGUUCUUUGCCAGCACCAUGCCAAGUGAAAUAAUAUAUUUACUCUCUCUAUUAUACACCAGUGUGUGCCUGCAGCAGCCGCCACAGCCGCCAGGGGCUUGUUUUUGUUUCGUUGGGGGGAGCAGGGACGGGCGGAGGGAGGAGAGCAGGUUUCAGAUCCUUAUUUGCCGAGCCGUUUGUCUAGGUAGAGAAGACAAGUCCAAAGAGUGUGUGGGCUUUCCUGUUUCUAAACUUUCACUACUAUAAAACCAAAAAAAGAAAAAAAAAAAAGGAAAUUGAGAUUUCACCAACCCCAGUGCCCAGAGGAGGGGUGGGGAGGGGCUGGGAGGGAGCCGGGGUGGGAAAGUCUUAUCAGAUAAGCAGUAUUUCAUACCGUCUGGGGUGGGGUACAGUGCAGAGAGGGACCCCAAGAUCAACCACCCGGUUCUUCUCUGGAGCACUCAGCUCCCCCACCGCGAGUGCCCCUGCUGCGCGUCCCACCCCACCUCCCAACCCCCCACUCCCUCCCACCCCCCCCAUCCCGGUUUCGGCCCUGCUUUGGCAAAUCGGCACAUACCCGCCGAUGAUCCGGUUCCCUUCCCUGCCCCGAAAACAAGGGCCCUCGGCGCAGGGGUGUAUGUGUCAGGAAGGAAGACGGUGGAUCAGUGACUUGACUUGAACACAAGCUCCAUCCCUUUUCUAUAUUUAUAAGGAGAGAAGAUCCUGGGAGAAGCAGCACGCGACCCGCGUGGGGGAAUCGAAUGGAGACGUUUCUUUUCUUUUUUUUUUUUUUUUUCAUUUUAAAAAAAUUUUUAUUUUUGUUUUUUGUUCUUUUAAGAAGUAUUUUUUGUUGUUUAUUUUUAUUUUUUUCUUUUUUUUUUUUUGUAACAAAACUAAAAUAAGGAAUAGAAAAGCUGUUUUUCAGGCUGACAGUCCACUUAAGGGUAGUCGAGACCUUGCAUGGUAGAAUAGGAAUCUAGUGUCAGUGAGGUCCAGUGAGUCUGUGUGAGUCCUUGUGUCAUCGUUUGGGCACUGUUUUUUUAUGCAAGGGCAAAAAUCUUUGUAUCUGGGGAAAAACAACAACAGCAACUUUUUUUUUUAAUUAAAAAAGGAAAAUAAAAGAUAUUGAGCUCUUCCUAGUGUUACUGAAAUUAAGAUCAAGGUAAGAAACAUUGUACAAAAAAAAAAUUACAAAAGUGCUAUUUGUUUCCUAAAAGCAGUGAUUUCUAUUAAAAAGGUGUCAGAACUGGAGAAAAUGCUGUGUAGUUAUAAUUUUUUAGCACAGAACCUGCUGCUUCUGAUGACAUUUUGCUGUGUUUGUGUCUCAAGCCUGGUGGGCCAGUCUCCAAGCUUCCUGGCCUCAGAGGGGCGCCUGCGGCUGCCCCCCAACCCCCAGCCUCCCCUCGCAGAAAGGACGGGCCUGUCUUCUUGGCAGGGAUCCUGGCUCCUGUUUUCGAAGCCCAGAUGGAGUGUGGAUGCUCCCGAGGCCCUUCCUGAUGUCUCCUCGGAUAUUGCUAGAACAAAAAUGGCUGAUGCCUAAAUAAGACCCUUUCCUUUGGUGCUGCCCUCGGUCUUUCAUCCACCAGCAUUCAGAGUGCCUGGGGAACAACUGAGGGGUGCAUGGCAGUGCUGCUCCCUGGGCCCACGCAGCCCGUUCCGGUGGGAAGAUGCAGGGCACAGGCCGGGCACGAGUGAUCUGCUGAGAGCCAAGGAGAGAGAGGGCUGGUGGGGCCUGGUGUCUCCCAGACACAGCGGCCCGGGGCGGCCUGGUAGCUAUCUGGCCUUUGAAGGGAGGUCUGAUCUCCAGCAGCUUGCUUUCUUGGCCCUCAGACUCUGGGCACCAGCAGUGGAAUCCAUCGGCUCUUAGACACACACACACACACACACACACACGCACACGCACACGCACACACACACAAAGCUUCUUAGGUGACCCGCCUUCGGCUGGAGACGCUGGGCUUGCCUUGGUCUGGCGUACUGCCUCCUCUUCGAGAACACCCAGGUGCCCAAAGUCAGUGGUGCGUUCUUUGGCCUAGAAGAGGCAGAAAGGGUCCCUUUUGAGACAGAUGGAGCCUAAAGGCCAAAGCGGCCAAGACAGACCCUUAGGCACCCUGUGUUCAGGCUCUGCCAGCUACUUGUGUGUGCCAGGGACGUGAGAGAAGAGGAGAAAGCGGGGCUGGGCUGCAGGCUUGGCGGAGAAAGGCCAGGAGGCACUGCCCUUUCUCUUGCAAAGACCAAGGUGCUGUCUGGUCUGCACGCAGUGGAGGUGCCCCAACUAGUUGGAGCUGUUGGCAGGGGUUUGCUGCCCUGCAGCAGACGCUGGCUUAGGCGGCCUUGUGACUCAUCUGGAUCCAAAGGCAGCGGGGUGGGUGAUACCACCCAAUGCCUCUUUUCUUUUUUUUUCUUAGAUGAAUUCGGGGAGCUAGCUAAGACCUUUGCUCAGAAAAGAGCUGCCCACAGGUUCUGAGGGGCCUGGGGGUGGGGGCCGAAGUGACGGCCCAGGGUCAAAAGCUGGCGGCCGUGAGCGAUUCAGGCUCCCAUCUUGUCCACAUCCCUCCGAAAGUUCCAAUCUGCUUCAUGCCUCAGCUAGCAUAGUGCAGGGUCUGAAGGCAGCCUCGCCUCCGUCCCGCACCCCGGACUCCCGUUCCCCAACGCUCCUUUCUGUAAAGAGAAGGCCCUCCUCCCCGACUCCUUUCCCUUCAGGGCCCCGCCGCACCCUCCGCCCCCCUAACGUGCGGGUGCCCAGACCCCCCGACACACACUGCAGACAGCCUGCCCAUGCGGGCUCACCUCCCGCCUCUUAUCUCGUGCCGCUCCUGCUCUCUGAGACCGGGGUCCUCUUUGCCAGCGCCCCCCACCCCUGCUCUGGGACCCAGAGGCCCCGUGGCUCAGGCCCCCGGAGGCAGUGAGUUCUCCACACGAUGCAUCACCUCUGCCUCCCCUUCCUGCCAUCGCUGCCUGCGGGCCGUUUGGCUUUCCAGGAGCUUGCCGGGUCUUGUCUCGCCUCUGCUCGCCCGCCCGCCCGAGCUCUGCUGGCUUCCUUUCUCCCCGUCAGGCUCCUCAGCAGUGCCUGCCGGAGGGGCUGGGCUCAGGGGAGGGGGGGCUCACCUAGGCGAGGCCUGCAGCCGGCCACGGCUGCCUCCAGCUGGCACCGUCUGGGUGGUAGGCGUCCCACCAGGCCCACCUCUGUCACUGCUUCUCGGCUCAGGCUCGGCAGGCGGUGUGAUAGGGGCAUGACAGCCCCCCGCUGCACCCCCUUUCCCCCCCGCAGCUCGGGGCCUGCCUCCUCUUUGUCCGCGGGUCAUCUCCUGCCUCUUCAGCCAUCUUCGAUGGUUCCUCUCUGGGGACCGUCAGGGCCUCCUCGUCGGGCUCACUCCGACGCCACCGACCUUUCAGGGUGUGGGUUCUCUCCUACUCUCCAAAGGGCUUCACUUAGGAGACUUGCACCCCGAGAGCCACAGGCUCUGGGGCUUGUCGGACUGACCGGAGACCCAGCGCCGUGCCAGACCUGGGUUCUCCAGUUCCGUGGCUUUGGGGGCGAGGGGGGGUGGUAUGUUGCCGUGUGGGACUGACCGGGCCUCACCCCCCACCCCUCAGCUGGGCACCCUUGGCAGGAAACAGGAGACCCAGGCUCACCCUGACUUAAGCUUGUCCUCAGGGCUGGCACCUCUUCAGGAAGGGGGCGCCUUUCCCCCAGGCGGACGGGGAGGAAGCAGGUGGUGACUCUCAGAGGACCCCACUGUGCCCCCAGCCGCCUCUGGCCCCUGCACCUCUCCAGUACCCCUGGGUCCCAGCCCGGGGGGAAGCUGCAGUCAGGCGGGAUGGGCAGGCCAGAGGAGAGGCAGCUGCGAGCAGAACAAGAGCCAGCCAAGCCCCCAUCCUGUCUCGUGUCCAGGCCCCUUGUGAUUUCAGUCUUGGUAGAACUUGUAUUUGGAGUUUUGUGCUUCAAAGUUUUCGUUUUUGUUUGUUUGAUUUUUUUUUGUUUUGUUUUGAGGGGGUGGGGGGAAUACAGAGCAGCUGAUCAAUUUGUAUUUAUUUAUUUUAACAUUUUACUAAAUAAAGCCAAAUAAAGUCUC